AUGCGGAUUUUCUCAGGUGACAACAAGGCAGCUGAUUCUCCUGCCUCUAACCCUGGGUUAAUGAGUCCAUCAAAUUUUGGUGGUGACUUUGGUUCACGUCUGAAAGUAAGCGUGGCAUCGAAAAAGAAAGUUAAUGAAUCGUCACCAACUUCUCCUACGGAAACCUCACCAGUCUCACCUGAGUUGGUGCCUAUUCUAACGCUGCUAAAUGCACAUACACAUAGAAGAUAUCAUGAAGGUGUGUUUUUGAUUUUACAAGAUCUAAACAACAAUGGCACUCAUGCAGCCAGGAAAUGGAAAGACGUAUAUGGGGUAUUGUUGGGUACUCAACUAGCCCUUUGGGACGCCAAGGAACUAGCAGAAUUCACUGAUCCAUCUUGUCCCGUUUCUGAAAAGAAACUGAAAGAGGUUGCUUCCAAACCUACUUAUAUCAAUUUGACAGAUGCAACAUUAAGAACUUUGGAUAGCUCUGACAAUAUUGUAAUGGAGUGUGGCAAAAACCUCACUAAUGCAUUGGUCGUUUCUACUACGCUGAGAAACCGAUAUUUCCUACAGUUCGGUAACAAAGAGUCUUUCAACGAAUGGAAUGCUGCUAUACGGUUAUGUUUGUACGAAUGUUCUUCGUUACAAGAGGCUUACACAGGCGCGUUUAUUUCAAGUAGAGGUGCGAAGCUAGGUGAUAUCAGAAUUCUUCUUACGAAUAGAAAAUAUGAUUACAAGGAUUGGGUAAGUGUCAGGUUCGGCGCAGGUAUGCCGUGGAAGCGUUGCUAUGCAGUAAUCUCGCAAUCUAGCAGUAAGAAAAAGGGCCAUUUUGGUGAAAUAAAUCUUUAUGAAAAUGAUAAGAAAGUGAAAAAAAACCAUGCAAUGGCCACUAUUGUAGAGGCAAAGGCCCUUUAUGCUGUUUAUCCGUCUUCUCCCAAACUAAUAGAUUCCUCCACGAUCAUCAAAGUUGUGGGUUCUGUAAAAUUUGAAAAAAAGGAGUCUGCUCAGGAAAAAGAUGUCUUUAUUAUGCCCGAGAAGCAUCAAGCUGUACCAAGUUAUGACACUAUAAUAAGGUUUUUAAUACCGGCCAUGGAUACGUUUAAACUAUAUGGGAGGCCGGAAAAAUUAUUGUCAAGCAAGAACGAUCCACAUUCAUUGUUGUUUGGUUUGCCAGUUUUGCCGCAUAUAUACUACCUAGAAGUAGAGGAUUUACUUCCAUUGACUAAUUCAGUAUCAAGCGUGCAUUGGUCCAAUAACGAAUGGAGGGAACACAUCAGCGACAUUUUACAAAAGAAAAUAGCACAAGGCUAUUGUGGGUGUAGCUCUACUUCCAAUAUUACUUCUCCACUACCUUCUCCAUUCCUUGGUUCAGCAGACUUAUUUGAAAGGGCUGAUGGUGUGCUAUCACCGAAACUAUCUUACGGGUCUAAAUCUUCUUCUAAUAAUAGUUCGAAGAAUAGUUUACCAAAGAGAGAACGCGUCAAAGUAUCAUCUUCAUCUGAACAUGGCCUUGAAAUCACUGACAAUGCAAUUGUUAAACAAGAAAGUCCUCCACUUGUGACAUCUGGAAGUCCACACAAAGUCCACACACCUACUGAAGCAUCUUUUAGAACAAGAGUGACAGAAGAUUCGCCAUACGGUAAGCAAAGACAUCAUAAGCUCUUUGCAUCAUCUGUGAACGAUUCACCCUCAGACAGAGCCAAGUCAAGGACAGUCCCUUACAAUAAUAAAGAAAUGAACGUGACCACUUCUGGGAAUUUUGAAAGAGGAGAGGCCCCUUACAAUAACAACAUUGAUGAAAGUUUGAAAAAAGUUCGGAGUAUGAAGUUAGAAAUCCCCGAAUCCAAUUUUAACAAAUUCAUGACAGACAAAAAUCUGUUGUCCGUAGAUUCUAAAUCCUCUAAUGAGAAGAAACUCUCUGUGGAAUCAGACUUGUCUGCAAUCUAUGAAAAAUAUUCCAAUGGUCCCUUUGGUCACACUGAGGGUCUUAACGGCUCUUCUGAUGAAACUUACUUGCGUUUUCAACGGGCGUCGGUUCAUUCAGAGAACAACUACAAUCCAAGGAAAUCCUUUACACCAAGCGACUUUUCUAAUGAUAAUGAAGGAGAGCAUGCCGUUUUACAAGAACUUAAUAGUUUAACCCAAAGAAUCAACGAACUUGGUAUGGAAAGUAUAAAUUCAAACUCCGAUUCGGACAGGAUAAACGGGUCAUAUUCGCAAAUGGAAUUGGGUAAUAAUGACAAUGAAGAUGAUAUGAACCUGUUCGAUCCAGAUUUUAUGGCACAAGAUCAAUUGCGCGCUGAAGAAAGAGACUACAACAAAGAUGAUAGAAUCCCCCUGGUUGCGGCCCCUGCGACCUUUCAAUCAACUGGAUUAGGUAUAACUCCUGAUGAUGAUAUCAAAAGACAAUACAUAACGGAACACACACCACGACGUGAGGCACCAAGACAGUCUCCCGACAAAACCUCCAACCCAUUGGAUAUGGGUAACCCAUACGCAAAACCUGGUGCAAGAUUGAAUACUACCCACACCGACAUCAAAACUGAUCGUAACCCCACUCCUCAGAAGGGCCACCCAAUGGUGCCAAGCCAGCAGAUGCCCUCCUACGUGCAACCAGCGAACAUUAAUGGUUCUAAUAAAAUGUAUGGUGCAAACAACCAAGUAACGGGAUCACCCAGGAACCCAAAGGCCAGAGCGCCACCGGGUCCAUACAAUCCGGGAUGGAAUAACCGCCCUUCCCCUUCAAAAAAUUAUCAGCACCCUCAUCCCUCAGAUACACAACCACAAGCAUAUCAUCUUCCCGGAAAUCCAUACUCAACGGGAAACAGGCCAAAUGUGCAAAUGCAAUAUCACCCGCAACAGGUCAACCGCCCGUACCAACCUCAUGCGAUGAAUGCGCACAUGGGCUCUCCUGGUGGUUAUUCUGGAGUAGCGGCAUUCCAGCCAGGUAACAUGAACUACAAUAAUAGGUCUCAGUCGCCAUGGCCAAUGCCUGGCUCACCAUCAGCGCAGUACCGUCCACCACCUAACAUGAACCAGCCGCAAAACGGUAGCGCCGGUUACUAUCGCCCUCCGGCACCACAAUUGCAGAAUUCUCAAGUCCGUCCGCAAAAGAAGGACGGAUUCUCACAGUUCAUGCCAUCUGCAACUACAAAGAAUCCAUAUGCCCAGUAA
This is a messenger RNA of Saccharomyces paradoxus, 3156 nucleotides long. It is a transcript of the gene CAF120, whose product is annotated as Caf120p. Bases 1 to 3156 code for a protein of 1051 amino acids. The record is from RefSeq and is a predicted model, not a curated record. The transcript has a single exon. Lineage: Eukaryota; Fungi; Ascomycota; Saccharomycetes; Saccharomycetales; Saccharomycetaceae.